Hyaena hyaena (striped hyena) is the source of this 2265-nucleotide messenger RNA. RefSeq names its product synaptotagmin like 5 (gene SYTL5). Gene Ontology annotation, cellular component: exocytic vesicle; plasma membrane. Lineage: Eukaryota; Metazoa; Chordata; Mammalia; Carnivora; Hyaenidae. The record is from RefSeq and is a predicted model, not a curated record. Gene Ontology annotation, molecular function: neurexin family protein binding; phospholipid binding; small GTPase binding. Gene Ontology annotation, biological process: intracellular protein transport; exocytosis. The transcript is spliced from 17 exons. Bases 1 to 2265 code for a protein of 754 amino acids.
AUGUCUAAGAACUCGGAGUUUAUCAAUCUGUCAUUUUUGUUAGAUCAUGAGAAGGAAAUGAUCCUGGGAGUCCUAAAGAGAGAUGAGUAUUUGAAAAAAGUGGAGGACAAGAGAAUAAGGAAGCUGAAAAAUGAACUCUUAGAAGCAAAACGCAGAAGUGGGAAGACUCAACAAGAAACCAGCAGAGUGUGUGUCCACUGUCAGAGAAACCUGGGCUUGAUAUUUGACCGAGGAGACCCGUGCCGGGCCUGCUCACUGCGCGUGUGCAGCGAAUGUCGGGUGUCGGGCCUUGAUGGUAGCUGGAAGUGCACCAUCUGUGCCAGAGUCGCGCAGCUAAGAAUUGUAACUGGUGAAUGGUUUUUUGAAGAAAAGGCAAAGCGUUUUAAGCAGGUCAAUGUUCUGGGCACUGAUGUAGUCCGACAGUCCAUCUUAAGAAGAAGUCCAGGAACUGAAGAAAUCCAAAGUCAAGAGCAAUCCCGCCAGGACGCAGAAAAGGCAGACACUUCACCUUCUGCAGGGCAAAAGGCCAGUCAUGAUGGACCCAGGAAAAAGGGAUUUCUUCUUAGCAAGUUCAGAUCAGCAACCAGAGGAGAAAUCAUAACUCCAAAAACUGAAAGUGGGCGGAGCUACAGCUUGGACUUAGACAGCCAAAACUUUCGGAGUUUGAAGUCCAUCCCUGGUUCAGACAGGGGAAGCACUGGUUCAUCAGACCUUUAUGACCAGGAAGCUGGCCCGGCAACUCCGAAGAGCAGCCGGAGCAGUGGUGUGACCCCAGUCACGCAGAGGUCACCGGCUCCAAGCACACGCAGCGCGACCUCGGUCGGCAGUAGAGAACGUGUCUUUGAAAAGUCCAUGGAUUUGGCUGCCCUUGGAAGCACAUCUGAGGACCUCACAAAGAGUCAUCGCAGAAACACUUCUGGCACACCUUCCAUAGCUGUGUCUGAGGUCUCCCUCUCUUCAGACCACAGUCGAUCUGAGUUAGAUUUGAGUGGGUCAUUUCAAGAAGACUUGGAGAAUGCUGUAAACAUAAGAAGCAAGUCUGUCCCUGGAGCUUUAGACAAAGACUUGGACUCCUUGGAAGAGACUGGGGAAGGCAUUAAUGACUUAAGGUCCUCACGGUUUUCUGCAAACACCCACAGUCUAGCAAGUGGCCUUUCAACCAAUUCUCAAGCAGUCUCUGACAGGAAGUGGACCUACCUGAAUGUCCCUGAUGCUGACUCUGACACUACCAGCCUUAACAGCAUGAUGAGUGUUUACAGUGAAACAGGAGACUAUGGCAACGUGAAGGUCAGUGGUGAAAUCCUUCUUCACAUCAGCUACUGCUACAAAACCGGCGGGCUCUACAUUUUUGUCAAGAACUGCAGAAAUCUGGCCAUAGGAGAUGAAAAGAAACAGAGGACAGAUGCUUAUGUCAAGUCCUAUCUUCUUCCUGACAAGUCCAGAAACAAUAAACGCAAGACCAAGAUCAGAACAGGCACCAAUCCAGAAUUCAAUGAGACGCUAAAGUAUACCAUCAGCCACACCCAGCUGGAAACCAGAACGCUGCAGCUCUCAGUCUGGCAUUAUGACCGAUUUGGACGUAACAGCUUCCUUGGGGAGGUGGAGAUUCCUUUUGACUCAUGGAAUUUUGAAAAUCCAAGUGACGAAUGGUUUGUGCUUCAGCCCAAGGUGGAAUUUGCUGCUGACAUAGGCCUUCACUAUAAAGGGGAGCUGACAGUUGUUUUACGUUAUAUUCCCCCAGAGGAGAACCUGGUGCUUCCUCUAGGACAAGUUCAAGGAAAGAAGAGCUUCAAAAGGGGAAAGAAGAAGGAGUCACCUGUAAUCUCUGGAGGAAUACUGGAAGUGUUCAUCAAAGAGGCAAAGAAUUUGACAGCAGUGAAGUCAGGAGGCACUUGUGAUAGCUUUGUGAAGGGCUACCUGCUCCCUGAUGAUAGCAAAGCCACCAAGCAUAAAACUCUGGUAAUAAAAAAGAGUGUCAACCCUCAGUGGAAUCAUACUUUCAUGUUCAGUGGCCUGAAUCCCCAGGACAUAAGGAAUGUUUGCCUAGAACUUACUGUCUGGGACAAGGAGGCCUUUUCCAGCAACAUCUUUCUGGGAGGAGUUCGUUUGAAUUCUGGAACCGGUACGAGCUAUGGGAAGAAUGUGGAUUGGAUGGACUCUCAGGGGGAAGAGCACCGCCUUUGGCAGAAGAUGGCCAACAAUCCUGGGAUUCCCAUUGAGGGUGUUCUCAUGCUCCGUUCCAGCAUGGGGAAAUGUAGACUCUGA